Thrips palmi is the source of this 3489-nucleotide messenger RNA. It is a transcript of the gene Rab11, whose product is annotated as ras-related protein Rab-11A. The coding region runs from base 225 to 872 and encodes 215 amino acids. Gene Ontology annotation, molecular function: GTPase activity; GTP binding. NCBI's taxonomy places the organism in Eukaryota, Metazoa, Arthropoda, Insecta, Thysanoptera, Thripidae. The record is from RefSeq and is a predicted model, not a curated record. The transcript has 7 exons. Gene Ontology annotation, biological process: exocytosis. Gene Ontology annotation, cellular component: recycling endosome.
AUUCGUGACGUCACGUCCGCUGGUGGUGCUGAGGGGCGGAGAAGUUGGCAGAAGCAGUGGCAGCCAUAUUCUGUAUUUUCAUCGGCCCAAUAUUCUGAUCUUGUUUCUGCGCUGUAUCUUUGACAUCAUUGUCUUGCUCCGUACUCAAGUUGCGAAAUUUGCUUUGUUGUAGGACUAGGGUUAGGCUUUCAAAACCACAAUAAACUUAUCGCCCAUCUUCUAAAAUGGGUACCCGAGACGACGAAUACGACUAUCUGUUCAAAGUGGUGCUUAUUGGUGAUUCGGGAGUUGGCAAAAGUAACCUUUUGUCUCGUUUCACAAGGAACGAGUUCAAUCUGGAAUCUAAAUCCACCAUAGGUGUUGAAUUUGCAACAAGAAGUAUACAGGUUGAUGGUAAGACAAUCAAGGCUCAAAUAUGGGAUACUGCCGGUCAGGAACGUUAUCGUGCAAUUACAUCAGCUUACUACCGUGGUGCUGUUGGAGCAUUAUUGGUCUAUGACAUUGCGAAGCAUCUGACUUACGAAAAUGUUGAACGUUGGUUGAGAGAGCUCCGAGACCAUGCUGAUCAGAACAUUGUCAUCAUGCUCGUGGGCAACAAGUCGGACUUACGGCAUUUGAGAGCUGUCCCUACUGAUGAGGCAAAGAACUUUGCUGAACAUCAUUCACUUUCAUUUAUUGAAACAUCUGCUCUUGACUCAACAAAUGUGGAACUAGCAUUCCAAAAUAUUCUGACAGAAAUCUAUCGUAUUGUAUCUCAGAAGCAGAUUCGUGACCCACCAGAAGGAGACACCAUUCGCCCUCAAAAUGUAGAACCGAUUGAUGUGAAGCCCACUGUAAACGCUGACAGUGUGCGUAAACAGUGCUGUCAGUGACAAGAUGCCCCCUCAGUUAGUUGCGAUUUUGGACCAGGAGUGAUGUGGCGUGUAUUUGUGGUUUGAUCUUGUAGGCUCCACUCCACUUUGAUGCUACUUGAACACAGCUUGUCAUCUUGUACGACGUGACACAACACAUGCCAUUUGCUCUGUGUGCACACUCGUUCACUCACCACACACUCAUGCGGCCUAAACAAGUCUUUUAAUCUUUUUGAGGUUGCUGGACUAGUGGUUGUGCUGCCCCCUACUGUGAUCAGGGUAAUUCAAUGUAUGCAAUACUAGGAAGCAAAACCUAAAUGUGCUAGAUUUCUUAGCAUUACAAAGUAUCUUCAAUUCAAAUUUUUACUAGGUUAUAAAGUUUUGUGACAAUGUUUUGUAGUAUUUUAGUGGAUUGUUGACAAGUGCUUUGAGCAAUGAUAGGAAUGAAAUGGAUACCUUAGUUCCUAUGUUGGGGGUGUGCUGAGGAGAGUGUGCACUAGUGAGUUAGGGUAAUAUCCUAUGGUUUUAAGGACAGAUUACGUGUUUGAUACUUGUUGCAAGUGUUUGUGUGUGUGUGUGUUUGAGUGUGCGAAUGCAUGUGUGAAAGUGUGAAUGCCUGUGUGCAUGCAUGCGUGCAGACUUGCUGACAGUUCAUGCAGUUGAGUUUUUCACUCGUCAAGUCCUCUAGGGUUAAGGGUUCUCCAUUCUCUGCCAUCAGUCCAUCAGCCGUCCCAAAUGACCUGCAUACUCCUAUCAGGUGGCAGCAUGAUAUAUUGUAAUUAAUGAGUUUUAUAUUGUGUUUUGUACAUUGUUUAAAUUUAGCUGCGCUGUAUGGAGGGAAACCAAAGGGGUGGCUAUUGUAGAGCCACUGCAUCAUCAAGUAGAAUUAGGACUUCCCAACAACUACAACAGCAACAAAUAGAAAUCUUGAAGCGUUUUAAUUGGUCAUUUCUACAACUCUGGGUGUACUCUUUAAUUUUGCUGGGCUGCAACUGGUUGGCUUGCCAUUGGACUGGUGCGAGUAAGCUGGAGAGAUCUGCCAUAGGCACCUGGUUGUUAAUCAAAAUUUUAUCAAAAUGGGAGGAUACUUGCUGGCAAAGCUUCUCUCUUCCCCUCAUUGUGGGUUUACUUUUAAUUAAAUAUUUAUCAAAAGCUGUUAAAAAUGUAACAAGUUAUAAUUUUUACUUAAUACCUUUCCCAUUAUUUAGCAUUUAUGAGAUUAAUUAUGUUCCCAGUGAAGCGGCCCAGCUUUUAUUGUUUGGUGUUGUUUUACACAAGGCCCUUGUUAAAAUAACUUUUUCUCCCCUUUGAAGUAUUCUAUUUUGCGCCAUAAGAUGCACAAUUUACUCAAAGUUGUGCUGCCUUAAUAUCUGGAAUAAAUUUUUAUAACGUUGCUUUUUGUUACUCAGUGUUUAUUUUAUUCCUUUGUUCUUCAUGUUUUUCAUCAAAUGGUUGUGGAUGUAACUUUCUGGCAUUUACUUUGGGAGCAGAAUUAGUCAUCUAAGGAAUUUUUUUAAUGUAUUCAAAAGCAAUGUGUCAAGAAAACAUGCAACUUGUUCAGGGUUCCCUUUCAAAAAAAAAAAAAAAGCCAGGAGCUGUUUCAUGACUCUUCAACCUACCCUGUGAAGAAUGUGCCUUGAGGUGCUUGUGUCUGUAUUGCUUAAUUUUACUCAUUUAAAAAUUAUAUUUUGUGAUUAAGUACAAGACCAGCAUAAUUCAACUAAUGUCAAAUGCGAUGUGGAUGUUACGGGAAGUCAUGCUGCAUUGGGGGAAUACUCUCUUGAUAACAAAUGGAUAGAAAUCGAACUAGAAAGUAAACGUGGCAGCAUCUAAGUAAUUUUUUUAAAAAUGGCCAUGAGUGGCUUACUGUAUGUAUUUCUGGCCAGUUUCAAUACCAAUGAAAGUGAUGUUACUUAUGUAAGUAGUUUUAUAUUUAUCACCAUGUUACCUGGUGAUCUAAUUACUCUCAUAAUGGCAUAAUGGAGACCAUGUUUUGAGAAACAUGCCAGAAGAACAUGUGAUCUUUGACUAUGUGACUAUGUUGUUAUUGUUCCAUUCUUUUUCUUUAAACUAGUAAUAAAAAUUAGCCAUUUUAUCGCUCAGCGUGUCUUAUGCUUUUGACACAACUUGUGGAAGUGCAACAGACAGACGCUCAUAGCCUCCGAUAUAUGGUUGUUCACUUCUUAAACUAUAUUUAUGUCCUUAUGAAGCCUGAUGUUUUCUGGACAUGUCUAUGAACAGAUUUAAUAUCAAAUUAGAUAGGUUUCUAUUUGCAAUUUGUCAGAAUUCAUUACUAAAUUUGAAUACAUACAAACAUGUUUCAAUAAUGGUGCUUGUGAUUCUGAAAUUUUAAGUCUUAUGAUAAUGGUACUGAUCAUGCUGAGAGGACUUUUUCAUGAUGUACUUUUCAAGAGUAAAUUUUACCUCAUUCCUUUUCUUUUCUUUUGUUCAUAGCAUUCCUGUUGCACUGAACCCAAAGGCUGAUUUGUUAAGUUUGUAGUAAAAGGUGCCAUUUUUGACAUCUGUCUUAUUUCUGCUUUCUUACAUCUGCACCUCCUGUUAAUCUGUGUUGAGUGGUCUACCGAUUGAAUAAUUGUAAAAUGAUUUAGCAAAUAAAACUUGUUCUCCAAACCAGUAA